AUGUCCGCCGCACGCCGCGUCGACGCGGUGGCGAACCACCUGCACGCCGCCGCGAGCGUCAACGCGGUCGAUGCCGCGGCGUACGCGAGCGAUCUGCGAGCGAUGAAGAUGGACAUCGAACGGUUUCUCGAUGAAUCGAACGCCAACCCGAUCAUGGUUCGCUUGGCUUGGCACGACGCCGGCACGUACGACGCGUCGAAGGCGCACAUGCCGUGGCCGCGCGCGCAAGGGGCGAACGGGUCGAUUCGUCACGAAUCCGAGCUCGCGCACGGCGCGAAUGCGGGUCUGGUGAAGGCGAUCGGGUACUUGCGACCGCUCAAGGAGAAGUACGCGCGCGUGAGCUGGGCGGACGCGAUACAACUCGCGGGCGCGACCGCGAUCGAGCACGCGGGUGGGCCGAGGAUACCGAUGCGGUACGGUCGGGCAGACGCGGAGGUUGGGGCGAUGGAAGGGAAUCUGCCAGACGCGGAGGCGCCGUUCGGGGACGGGGCGAGCGACGCGGCGACGCACUUGCGAAACGUGUUCGGUCGCAUGGGAUUCAACGAUAGGGAAAUUGUGGCGCUGAGCGGUGCGCACACGAUCGGGAGGGCGUUUAAGGAACGUUCUGGGACGACGAAUCACGGGUACGGGGCGAAGAACGGGACGAAGUUCACGGGCUGCCCGUACAUGAACGCGCGCGCAGACGGCAAGGAGGGAAGUAUCGGAAUGCCCGGCGGCGCCUCGUGGACGAGAAGGUGGCUCGCGUUCGAUAACAGCUACUUUCAUCGCGAAAAGCUCACCGAUGAAAAGGAUUUGAUUUGGCUGAGCACGGAUGAUGCGUUGGUAACCGACCCGGGAUUCGCUCCGCACUUCAAGCGCUAUGCGCACGAUCAAAACGCUUUUUUUUACGAUUUCUCAGCUGCCUUCGCCAAGUUAUCCGAGCUCGGUAGUCGUUUCGUCGUCGGUGCCUCGGGUAUCGUCUUGUAA
Ostreococcus tauri is the source of this 966-nucleotide messenger RNA. Its product is annotated as Haem peroxidase, plant/fungal/bacterial. Lineage: Eukaryota; Viridiplantae; Chlorophyta; Mamiellophyceae; Mamiellales; Bathycoccaceae. Gene Ontology annotation, biological process: hydrogen peroxide catabolic process; response to reactive oxygen species; cellular response to oxidative stress. Gene Ontology annotation, molecular function: heme binding; peroxidase activity. The coding region runs from base 1 to 966 and encodes 321 amino acids. The record is from RefSeq and is a predicted model, not a curated record. The transcript has a single exon.